AUGCUCUGGAACGCUGUUAUAUUCGGGCCUGAUGAUACCCCAUGGGAUGGAAGUACUUUCAAACUCUCACUGCAGUUUUCAGAAGAUUAUCCAAACAAACCACCAACCGUUCGUCAUUGCUGUGUGAUCCUAAUCCGAAUUCUCCUGUUCAGUGAAAGCAAACGGGAGUGCAACAGAAGAGUAAGCGAGGUUGUGGAACAAAGCUGGACUGCUGACUACGAAGUCGGAAGACUCAGCAUGCAAAACGUAAGGAACCCGUGCGAUAUCGCACGGAAACUCAUUUUAUAA
Eruca vesicaria subsp. sativa (arugula) is the source of this 288-nucleotide messenger RNA. Lineage: Eukaryota; Viridiplantae; Streptophyta; Magnoliopsida; Brassicales; Brassicaceae. The record is from the annotation of a GenBank genome assembly.